CUGUUAUUAUAUAAUUCGAUAAUGACUCGGUAGUAUGAGCUUAAUAAGAGGAGCAUCAAUAUACUCAUUCGCAACUACACGUCGAUUCGUAAUGAGGAACUUUGUUUUUGUGAAGGAUAGUGACACGGAUAGAAAUGAUGCUGAGGACGAUUCUCCGACGUGUAGUUUUCGUACUGAAAAUUGUCAUCGCGAGAUCAUAGAUCUGCGACGAUUGUUGAGAGACAAGACUUGUAAACACGAGAUCUUCUGUAGUUUUGAAGUUGUUUCUAGAAGAAAGCCUGAUAUCUCUUAUCAAAGGCUUCUCGCGGAAAUGGAUAAGUACUCGCCUCUUUUUUACGCAUUAACGUGGCACAACGAAGAAGUUUUCGCCAAUAAAAAUUAUCUGCCUUUGGAGGUAUUAGAAAACUUUCCGAGUAACACGCUUUUGCAUCUAGCAGCUAAUGGUUUGAGGCGUGACGAAAUCGUCAGUAUCCUAAGGAGAGCCCUUUCGCGUGGAAUAAUCAAUAUAUUUGCGCUACAAGGAGAUUCCUCAUCCAAGGACGGUGACUUCGUGCAUGCAAGUGACUUGGUCACUUUUAUCAGAGAACAAUUUGGCGACACGUUCUGCAUAUGUGUGGCGGGCUAUCCACAAAUGCAUCCGAAAUCAGCCUCCAAGGAACUCGAUCUGCAUUACUUGAAAGCGAAAGUAGAAGCGGGCGCGGAUUUCAUCAUAACGCAAAUAAUUUUCGAAUCUCAAGUUUUCAUAGACUUCGUAAAAGAUUGCCGAGAGAUAGGCAUUCAAGUUCCAAUUAUUCCUGGAAUUUUCGUACCGACGAAUUACGAGUGUUUAGAGCUAAUGGCGCGUGUUUGUAAACUCGACAUUCCAGAAAAAAUAAAACACGAUUUAUCACGAAUGAGGAACGAGGAUAAAGUGAUGAGAAAAUUCGUACUUGAAUUAACAGUACAGAUAAUUACUGAUGUGAUCGGAAGCGGGACGACUUGCGGCUUCCAUUUAUUUACGUUGAACAGAUUAUCGUUAUUGGCGGAAAUAUGCGGGCAUAUAAAUUCUUGCAAACAAACAAUUUAAUUUUCUUACAUCAAGUUCGCUUAAAAUGGUGUCAAUGAAUACAUCGUUAGAAUUUUCUAAUGCUUGAUUUUUAUUGACAAAUUGUAAACCAAGUCACAAAAGAGACAACCGCGCGGUCAAAUAAACUCUGUACAAAAUAGAAUAAAAUCACC
Messenger RNA from Odontomachus brunneus, 1218 nucleotides. Its product is annotated as methylenetetrahydrofolate reductase. Gene Ontology annotation, cellular component: cytosol. The transcript has 5 exons. The record is from RefSeq and is a predicted model, not a curated record. Bases 35 to 1066 code for a protein of 343 amino acids. Gene Ontology annotation, biological process: tetrahydrofolate interconversion. Gene Ontology annotation, molecular function: FAD binding; methylenetetrahydrofolate reductase [NAD(P)H] activity. Lineage: Eukaryota; Metazoa; Arthropoda; Insecta; Hymenoptera; Formicidae.